Molecule: messenger RNA, 3443 nt
Organism: Stegodyphus dumicola
Lineage: Eukaryota; Metazoa; Arthropoda; Arachnida; Araneae; Eresidae
Biological process (GO): regulation of transcription by RNA polymerase II
Cellular component (GO): nucleoplasm
Molecular function (GO): DNA-binding transcription repressor activity, RNA polymerase II-specific; RNA polymerase II cis-regulatory region sequence-specific DNA binding
Source: RefSeq, a predicted model, not a curated record
AUGCUUUUUCCCCACUAAGGGAUUUUUCUCAGUAGCGGAGCGGCAACACUCUGCGUACUAAAGUAAUGUAAUGGUCAUUACUGUUUAUUUUUAUUGUGGUAUAGCAAGAAAAGUGGUAAUUAGUUUAGCAUAAUAACCCAGCAAUACACGUUUAAUAUACAAUAUUGUACUUCUGUUCUAAGUUUCAUAUUGUUUGUAUAAAGCUGGUGCUUCUCCUAACUAUUUCAUUUUCCAUCUUCACCGUCAAUCAUGUAGAAAGUAGUCCAUAUGAAAAGAAAUAAUACUGAGUUUCCAAAUGAACUACUGCAAUUUAAAAAAUUUUAAACCAUUAUAUGAGAGUGUGGUACAUGUCAUUUUCCUGAAGAUUUUACAGAUGAAUGUGAAUUUUUGUUCAAAUUCUUGCAAAAGUAUGCCUUAGAAUUGUAGGCUUUUAAAUAUAAAGCAGAACUUUAACAUAAAAUAUUUGCAUGCUAAAUUGCUUUUUGAACACUGGAGGAAUCUUAUGCAUGGUAUGUAUGUAUAAUUCACAAAAGGGCAGGAUUUAAUGGAGCAGAUGUGCAAUUAUGCAGAACAGGAAUCUUAUAUGUGGGAUGUAUGUAAUGAGGUACCUCUGGAAACACCGAAUUUAGUAAAUCAUACACAUAUCUAUGCAGUGGAGAAACCUUAUGUAUGUGAUGUAUGUAAUAAAUCAUUUGCUCGAAAGAAGAACUUAGUACUUCAUUUACGUAUCCAUACAGGGGAAAAGCCUCAUGUAUGCAGUUUAUGUCACAAGGCAUUUAGACUGAAAGGUAGUUUAAGAGUACAUUCAAGAAUUCAUGCAGGAAAAAAGCCUUAUGUAUGUAAUAUCUGUCAGAAAGCAUUUAGACAGAAGAGCAACUUAACAGUGCAUUUAAGAAUUCACACAGGAGAGAAGCUUCACAUAUGUGAGAUAUGUAACAAAUCAUUUACACAAAAGAAGAAUUUUGAGUCACAUUUUCUCAUUCACACAGGAGAAAAACCUUAUGUUUGUAAUAUAUGUCAUAAGGCAUUCAGAUUGAAGAGCAAUUUAACAAAACACUUAAGAAUUCACACAGGAGAAACGCUUCACCAAUGUGAUAUAUGUAACAGAUCAUUUACACAAAAGAAGAGAUUUGAGUCACAUUUGCUCAUCCACUCAGAACAAAAACCUUAUGUAUGUAAUAUAUGCCAUAAGGCAUUCAGACUGAAACGCUAUUUAAUGGUACAUUUAAGAGUCCACACAGGAAAAAAAUCUCAUGUUUGUGAUGUAUGCAAUAAGUCGUAUGCACAAAAGACAUCUUUAGCGAAGCACAUGCGUAUUCACACAGGAGAGAAGCCUUAUAUAUGUGAGAUAUGUGAGAAGUCAUUCACACAGAAGGAUCAUUUAGACAGGCAUAUACAUAGCCACACAGGAGAGAAGCCUUAUAUCUGUAAUGUAUGUGAAAAGUCCUUCACACGAAAGGAAGGAUUAUUGAGGCAUAUGUCUCAUGUCCAUACUGGAGAGAAACCUUAUGUGUGUGAAAUAUGCAACAAAUCAUUUGCAGAAGUGCGGAGUUUUGGGAAGCAUAUGCGUAAUCACACAGAUUGGAAAUCUUAUGCAUGCGAUGUAUGCAACAGGUCAUUCGCACAAAAGGAGGACUUAGUAUCACAUUUACGUAUCCACACGGAGGAAAAGCCUCACGUGUGUGACAUAUGCCAAGAAGCAUUCACAUUCAAAUCUAAUUUAAUCAAACAUUUACGUAUCCACGCGGGGAAGAAGCUUCAUGCGUGUGAUGUAUGCAACAGAUCAUUCAUACGAAAGAAGGAUUUGAUGUUCCAUUUGCUCAUCCACACAGGAGAAAAACCGCAUGUGUGUAAUAUAUGCCAUAAAGCAUUCUCACUGAAGAGCAAUUUAAAAAUACAUUUGAGAAUCCACACAGGAAAAAAAUUUCAUGUGUGUGAUGUAUGUAAUAAAUCGUAUACUCAAAAGGGCAAUUUAAUGAUGCAUAUGCGCAUUCACACACAAGAGAAGCCUCAUGCGUGUAAGAUCUGUGACAAAUCAUUUACCCGAAAGGCACAUUUAGAGAAUCAUAUGUGUACCCACAUGGGGGAGAAACCUUAUAUCUGUGAUAUAUGCAACAAAUCGUUGAAACGAAAGGAGGGAUUGUUGAUGCAUAUGCGUCUCCAUACUGGAGAGAAACCUCAUGUAUGUGAAACAUGUAAUAAGUCAUUCACAGAAAAACGGAGUUUAGUGAAGCAUAUGUAUAUCCACAGUCGAGAAAACUCUCAUUUACAUAAUGUAGACAGUAAUGUCCAUGAAAGCAUGAUUUAAGAAGGUAUAUGAAAGCACGUAGAAGAAAAUUCCACUUAAAUGAUACAGAUCAUUUCCCAGUUAAAAUUAUGUUGUUGUUUUUAUUUGAGAUAUAUAAAACCUUCAAAUUCACUAUCAUCCUUACUAUUAUGUAUGAUAGCUUUUUUGACCAUAAAUUAUGCCAAGCAUUUUAAACAAUAUCUGCAGACAUGUUUUCCUAUCAUCAUUGCAAUGCUUCACAGAGCAGAUUUUGCGUUAAAAAAAAUUCUUGAAUGGUUAUUGCACAGUUUGGAAAAUUUUGCAGUUUUUAAAAUGGCUUUUUUAUAUCUGCAUUUCAUUAGGAGCAGCACUGUAUAUUCAUUGGCUAAAUGAUGCAUGUACAGUAUGGAGAUGGUAUCUUUUAUGGAAUUUUAAAGUAUGAGCCAAACAGUUGUCUUUAAUCAGAACAGUUUUUGCAUUGUUUGGUAAACCAACCGAUUUCAAACUUUAUCAGACCACAGGUCAGAUUUUCAGGAACAGCUUUAGUAUUAUUCCCUUUUGGUGAGAAUUUUUUUGGCACGAUUAAUGAAAAAUUCUGAUAACCCUGUUAUUAAUGGUAACCCUAAAUACUGAGCUGACACACAUGUUGCCAUUACUGUCCACAUAACGAAUUUGGUAGGUAUCAUAGCUUUGAUGGCGGGAGGGAUAAAUUGCAAGUUUUCUUAAUACUUUUGUGUUAGGAAUGCUCAGCAUAAAAACAAAGGAAUGGUCAGCAUUAAAACUUUUAAAACAUUUUUUAAAAUACCAAAAUUUGGUAGUUAAGACUGUAUGCUUUAUUAUUACAUCACUUGAUUCUUGAGAUUUUUCUAAAUGUCAACUCUGCAUAUUAUAAACUCUCCUUCCCCCCCAAAAAAAAACACAGAUUUUUAGUAGCAUAAGGUAAACACUUGCUGUUUUUGGUACUUUUCCAAUUUGCCAGUGCAGGCGAUAAAUUUUAGACCAUUCAUGGUAAUUAAGUCAGUUAGGAUGCAAUCACAUUGCUUGCUCACCCGAAGGCCAAAAUAUAGAAAAGGCAAAAUCAAGGGCUAAAUUCAUCAGUUCUAAUGAGAAGUAAAGCACUGCGGUUUUAUAUAAUUUCUGAGUAAGCUAUUCGUCGAAUUGAAAUCUUCUGCAUUUA